Molecule: messenger RNA, 1161 nt
Organism: Lichtheimia ornata
Lineage: Eukaryota; Fungi; Mucoromycota; Mucoromycetes; Mucorales; Lichtheimiaceae
Exons: 3
Coding region: 1-1161 (386 amino acids)
Biological process (GO): regulation of DNA-templated transcription
Molecular function (GO): zinc ion binding; DNA-binding transcription factor activity, RNA polymerase II-specific
Source: RefSeq, a predicted model, not a curated record
AUGACACCGGUGACAAGUCGCAACCUCCUUAUCGAAAGGUGCUCAACCUAUAGAGGCUGCGAGCCUUGUAAAAGGCGAAAACGAGUGUGCAACGGCAAAAGACCAUGUGGCAACUGCAACGAGGCCCAGCUGGACUGUGUCUAUAGCGUUGUCUCAGAUCACGCACGUAGCGUUUUUACUACUACCAAUGCUCGACGACUUAGCUCAGGCUCUGCUUGUGAAACUUGUCGACGACGAAAGACAAAAUGCGAUGGCGGCAACCCGUGUGCAUUUUGUGCUAGUGCUGGCAUCGAAUGUAUCAAUAAUUCAGAGCGACGCAAGCGAUCGCUUUCUCACAACAAUAUCAAUCUCACCACCAACAUGGCUACUUUAUCAGCUUCUUCUUCUUCAUCAUCGAGUGGAGCUGCAUCAGGAUCCGAUCAAGGCACUGAUGCCAUAGAUCGAAUUGAAGAUCGUCUACGUCGUAUCGAAAAGUUGAUGACGGCCUUUACACCAAGCCCAUUAUCUCAAAGCACAUCAUUCCAUACGGAUGGUAGCCCUACCAAUAAUAGUGACAAUGCACGCAAGUUGUCAUCUCCUCAACCUCCUUUGCCAUCAUCAUUGGGUGUGCGACAACAUAGACACUCCGUUCAAGGAAUCAGUGUUGCCAAGGAACAAGCUGCCUUACGCUCCGUCAUGAUGGCAGCCAAGGACACUUGCACACCACCACCAUCGUCAUCAUCAUGCAACAACAACAAUCUCAUGUCUACUAGUCCCAGCAGUACGAGUAGUGAGAAAUCAUCACCACCAUCAUCACCCGUUCCCCGUCAAAGUGCAUCUUCCACCCAACCUAUUACAUCAUCGAUGCUAAACUUAUCCCUGUCACCAUCUUCAUCCACUUCUUCUAAUGGCUCAAGCAUGUUGGUCCGUUCCUCCCCAUCUCCACCCGCUGAAACUGCAUGGAUGACGCCGAAACAAAAAAGUAACGAAUGGAAGGCUACAACGCCGAUCCCAAGUUUAAUGGAUCAACUUUCAAAGCGUACAUUUACAACUGCAGCAUUGGAUUAUCCGAGUAUGCAGUAUCCAAUUUAUCCUAUCAAUCAAUCCUCGUCUCCUUCACCACCGCCACUCCCGAUGCACCCAAUCUCCAACAUGGCUAAUGCUAUGCCACCCCAUCAUUGA